AUGAAGUCAUUCGCGGGUCACUUGGUAACCGGGUUGAUUUUGGCGGCGGCAUUGCCGUCCGUCAAUGCCGAAGGGUACGUUGUGUUUGACGAUUCGAAAUGCGCCGACCCGGCCUCCGUGACCAUGUUCCCUGACUCUGGGUCGUGUCCUGCUGAGUGUACCCUCUCUGGUGAUGGGGUCUAUAUUGAACAAGUUUGCACAUCCGACUACUUCACGCUCGCCUCGUCGACCUUUGCCAAGGCCCCCUAUUUGGUGGCCGAGUAUUACGCCGACUCGAGCUGCACGACCAAACAGGGCUUUCAAGCUUUCUCAGCGGACGGGAAGUGCCACGUUGUGACUGACUACAGCGUCAAAGCGACCCUGAACAGCGAUGGAUCGGGCGUUUUGCAGACGUACGACGACUUCCAGUGCAAGGAGAGUUUGGAUGAUGCGAAUGCGCUGACAAAGGAUGCGCUCACUGCGCAUUCCUGUACGGGAUACAUCAAAUAUUAUGCCUUCAACGCUGCCACGACGACUGCCACUGGCACUGGCACGUCGGCAGCGGUUCCGUUGCUGAUAUCUUCUGCUGUGGCUGCCUUCCUUGGAGGUCUUGCCGCUGUGCUUCUUUGA
Molecule: messenger RNA, 609 nt
Organism: Phytophthora sojae
Lineage: Eukaryota; Oomycota; Peronosporomycetes; Peronosporales; Peronosporaceae
Exons: 1
Coding region: 1-609 (202 amino acids)
Source: RefSeq, a predicted model, not a curated record